Molecule: messenger RNA, 3297 nt
Organism: Didymosphaeria variabile
Lineage: Eukaryota; Fungi; Ascomycota; Dothideomycetes; Pleosporales; Didymosphaeriaceae
Gene: ADP1
Product: FAD-dependent urate hydroxylase
Exons: 3
Coding region: 1-3297 (1098 amino acids)
Cellular component (GO): membrane
Molecular function (GO): ABC-type transporter activity; ATP hydrolysis activity; ATP binding
Source: RefSeq, a predicted model, not a curated record
AUGCGACGCACGCCAUGGACCGCCGCGCUUCUGGUCUCGCUGUCGCUCGCGGGACUAGCCACAGCUCGCAAGACCUUUGCUAAUUAUUCCGCCGCCGAAGUACCUCUCGACCUGUUCUCGCUGUACGACGACCGACCCGAUGGCUGUCCGCCAUGCUUCAACUGCAACCUCGACGACUUUCAAUGCCAUCAGUUCGCUAAAUGCGUUAAAGGGAACGGAAAGUGCGACUGUACGCCUGGCUUCGGAGGAGAGGACUGCUCAACGCCACUGUGUGGCGCGCUGCCAGAUGGCAACCGGAACAGAGCCCCAAGAAGUGGCGAUAAGUGCGAAUGCAAAGAGGGCUGGGGAGGCAUCAACUGCAAUGUCUGCCAAACGAACCAAGCAUGCAACGCCAUGAUGCCCGAAGGCAAGGGUGGUAUCUGUUUCAAGGAAGGCCAGCUGGUCAAAGAGAACUAUCAGAUGUGCGACAUCACCAACAGGAAGAUCCUGGACACGCUCAAAGAUAAGAAGCCUCAGGCGACCUUCUCCUGCAACGCUGAAACCGAAGAAUGCAAUUUUCAAUUCUGGGUCGACCAGAAAGAAUCCUUCUACUGCGCCCUCGAUACCUGCAGCGCAGAUUUCCAAGCCCUUCCCGAUCGUAACAUUUCCAAAUACAACUGCGACAACAUCAAAUGCGCCUGUGUGCCGGGCAGGAUGCUCUGCGGAGAAGAGGGCUCCAUUGACAUUGGAGAUUUCCUCAAGGAGUCUAUAAAAGGCCCAGCCGAAUUCAAGUCGGUCUCCUCCGUGGAGCCCAGCGAGGAUAGUGGCAGCAUCUUUUCGGAACCUGCCAUGAACGAUCUGAUCUCCAGCGUCUUCGGCGACGAGAGCAUCUUCCUCAAGUGCAACGCUGGGGAGUGUCUUUAUGAGACCGAAGUACCCGGAUACGAAAGGCCAGUCAAGGUUAUCAAUACUCCACUGAUUGCCGGUGUUAUUGCAGGAUGCGCUUUGUUUAUCGUGGCUGUCGUCCUGGUGAUCUGGUAUCUUGCCCGAAGAGCCGAAAAGCGGAAAUGGGGCCCGAUCCACCUGUCCGACGACGAGGAAGACGAAAAUGCGAAACUCUUGGCCGACCACAAACCCGCUUCGUUGACGUUUGAAGAUGUGUCCUACCGACUGAAGGGCAAACAGAUCCUCACCGGCAUCACCGGUGCUGUACAUCCAGGAGAACUCCUGGCUAUCAUGGGUGCCUCAGGCGCUGGCAAGACAACCUUCCUCGACAUCCUUGCUCGUAAGAACAAGAUUGGUGUCACAGGAGGGCAUUCUUACCUCAAUGGAGAGCAGGUCCGCGAUGACGAGUUCCGCAGUGUUAUCGGGUUCGUGGACCAAGAGGACACCAUGCUGCCUACAUUAACUGUACACGAAACGAUUCUGGAUUCGGCAUUGUUGCGCCUUCCUAAAGAGAUGAGCCGCGCAUCAAAAGAGCAGCGUGCAGACGAUGUGGAGCGCCAACUAGGUAUUCACCACAUUCGUCACCAGAAGAUCGGAUCUGAAGAAAGCGGUCGUGGUAUUUCGGGUGGUGAGAAGCGUCGCGUCGGAAUCGCCUGUGAACUCGUUACGUCACCCAGCAUUCUUUUCUUGGAUGAGCCAACCAGUGGUCUCGAUGCCUUCAAUGCCUUCAACGUGGUCGAGUGCUUGGUCAACCUCGUCAAGACCUACAACCGAACCGUUGUUUUCACCAUCCACCAACCCCGCUCUAACAUUGUAGCUCUUUUCGACCAGCUUAUCUUGCUUGCCAAAGGCAGGACCGUAUAUUCUGGGCCGUUCGAAGACUGCCAGGCCUAUUUUGAUAACAUCGGAUACACGUGCCCGCCUGGGUUCAAUAUUGCCGAUUACUUGGUAGAUCUUACCAUGCACGCCAGUGCCAUCACGCAUUCUAUAGAUGAUGAUAACUCGCUCUUCUCAAGACAAGGCCUGGGCACAAGGGCAAGCAGUGCCAUUGCAGUCAAAUCCAUCCGAAGUGUUAACACCGAUUUGGACACGGUGGGCAGCCCCAGCGUUUCCAGUAUUCGACCGAACGGCAAGCGCAGGACAUCGAUUAAGCAACAACAGGAGCGUGAGCUCUUCACUAGGAAGAAGAGCACAGCUGUGAAUGACGGUACGACGUCCCCCAAAUCUGACGAUGGUGGCCCCUAUCAACCUCGCGAGGGUAGUAAUGGUCAGUGGCUAAAACUUUCGCGUCAACAAGGUGCUGCGCCUCCCCAGAUCCUAGAAGAUCCGGACGAGCUGCCCCCUCCGGCCGAUGACGGGACAGGAACGAAUCUGGAUACGCUUGUGCACGCAUAUGCGGCCUCAGAUGUGGCUGCUGCUCUACGCCAAGAUAUCGCCAGUGCCAUUUCAUCAGCUAACGAGGCGAAUGGCAACACCGGUGAUAGCCACCAUGCCAAUGGUUUCGUGGCCGCUGGUAAAGUCAGAGGCUUCCGGAAAGUUGGACUGCUUGGCCAAUUCAUCAUCCUUUCGAGACGUACCUGGCGCAACCUCUACAGAAACCCGAUGCUCAUGUUGACGCACUACGCUAUCGCAAUUGUUCUCGCCGUAUUCCUAGGGUUCUUAUUCUUCGGUCUGACCGACGAUAUAAAGGGUUUCCAGAACCGUCUGGGUCUCUUCUUCUUCGUGCUGGCACUAUUCGGUUUCAGCACCCUCACUGUUCUCACGGUCUUUGCACCUGAGCGACUACUCUUCACGCGUGAACGAGCGAAGGGCUACUAUUCGCCACUUUCUUACUUUGCUUCCAAAGUCUUCUUCGACAUUGUACCACUACGCUUGAUCCCGCCAAUCAUCCUCGGUAUUAUCGUCUAUCCGAUGACCGGACUGGUUCCUAAGUGGCCCGAGUUCCUCGUGUUUGUUCUGUUCUUGGUUUUGUUCAACCUAGCAGCCGCGGCUGUCUGCUUGUUCAUCGGUAUCGUCUUCCGCAACGGAGGAGUCGCGAAUCUCAUCGGCGUACUUGUUAUGCUGUUCAGCUUGCUCUUCUCUGGAUUCUUCUUGAACAAGGACAGUAUCCCUCCGGCGGCGAAGUGGUUACAAACCCUCUCUAUAUUUCAUUACGCGUUCGAAGGCCUCAUCGUCAACGAAGUCAGAUACCUCUCGCUCGUCGAUCACAAAUACGGCCUUGACAUUGAAGUCCCUGGCUCCGCAAUUCUGAGCUCAUUCGGCUUCGACGUACUCGCGUGGAAGAAGGACUGCAUCGGCCUCGCCGUUUUUGGUGGUGCCUUUGUUGUACUAGCAUACCUUGCCAUGCACAUACUGCUCGUAGAGAGGCGGUAG